AUGGAUCUGCAAUCAGUCAUCCGAUCCACUGACUUGGAGGUUCUAGGGAUUGGGAACGCAAAGCUUUUCAAGAUGGCCGGCUCUUUCAAGUUCCUUUUCAUGCUCUAUCUGUUGUGUGAUGUGCUGGAGGUGCUCAACAAUCUGAAUCUCAAGUUUCAACAGCGCGAGGGUUUUGGUGAUGGGCAAAAGGGACGACUGACAACCUUUUUGCGAGAUCACAGCGACCCCGAAAAGCGCAGCAUGGUGGUUCAUGGGGUUGACAACGAAGGUAACCGUUGCACCACCGAGAUCCCGCUGCAUGGUGAAGGAAUUGGUGGUGUGUACGGGACAGACAUCGAGUCUUGCUACGCCUUGGGUAAGGCGUUUGCUGAGAAAUUGGUGAGCUCGCUGACAACAAGACUCGGUGACCUCGAGAAACUAGAGGGUGCCAAGCUGUUCAGGCCCUUGACGUAUCCCGAUCGGAGCACGGGUCUUCGUGAUGCAACAUUCAACACUCAUUUGGACAAGUUUCUCGACCUCUUUGAUAACAAGCUGCCAGGUAAGACGAUCCACCCUGUUUAUUAA
Closterium sp. Yama58-4 is the source of this 564-nucleotide messenger RNA. NCBI's taxonomy places the organism in Eukaryota, Viridiplantae, Streptophyta, Zygnematophyceae, Desmidiales, Closteriaceae. The record is from the annotation of a GenBank genome assembly.